Anneissia japonica is the source of this 1537-nucleotide messenger RNA. RefSeq names its product coiled-coil domain-containing protein 28B-like. NCBI's taxonomy places the organism in Eukaryota, Metazoa, Echinodermata, Crinoidea, Comatulida, Comatulidae. The transcript has 7 exons. The coding region runs from base 216 to 824 and encodes 202 amino acids. The record is from RefSeq and is a predicted model, not a curated record.
CCGACUGGAUGACGAGUCUAUCGUAUGAAUUGUUGUUUUGAUUAUUCUGUUUGGAUCGACCGGAAGAGAAAAAUGAGGAUGUUUGAUGUUUAAUGUUAAUUUUAGAUAUAAUUCAUGUUUUCAAGUGGCGGUGCUAAUAAUUUAAGUACGUGCGUGUUAAAAUUCUGAAGCAGUAAAUUAUCUAGGAGGAUUAGCUAGCCUAUUCGAUCUUUAUUAUGUGGCAAGGAGCAUCAGGUAGUCCUAAACAAGGACGACCAGAAAUGAGAGGGAAGUUGCAGAGACCAACUAGUUUUAAUCCGCCACAUACACAACCCUUGCCCCAGCAGUACCCAACCAGUGCUAGACACACUGUAGAUCGCAAUCGUAAGCUAGGCCUAGUAAGUUAUGGAGCUAAUCAUGGCCGCACGAAGCCGCAGCAGAGGCACAAAUCUGGUUACAGUGGUGUACGUCAGCAACAAGUCUUACCUCAGGUGAAAUUGCCGGAGCUAGUACCAUCAACAACAUGCACCGAGCACACAUUCCUUACGGAUGCUUCUGAGGUGCGCCACAUGGAGGAAGGCCUUACACAGCUUCUUACUGAUUUCCAUAAUGGGAAGUUACGAGCGUUCAGUGAUGACACAUGUUCCUUUCAAAAAAUGGAGAAUAUUCGAGACCUGCAAGAAAAAUUAUCACGUUUGCAUUUUGACAUGGAUUCUAAGAUGCAAGAACAUGAAUUUGGAUCUGAGAAUGCGCGACAAGCUGCUUCGCAGAGUAUGGACCAUCUACUCUCUAAUUUGAACCAGUUGAGCAUGGCUGUUCAUAGUAUGCAGGCCCACGAUGAUUGAAAUGUUGAGCCUCUGCAAUAAAGGAAAGAAGAACAGCCAUCAAUCUACACUACAAUUUUUUUGAGAAAAAUAUUUAACAUGAGAACUAGAAUGAAGGGUGCCACCAUAAUGCAAAAUACAGGAUCAUAGACACAUAUAGUUUUAUGAAUUAAGUGUUUGUUAUAUUUUGUAUUGUAUUUUCAUAGAACUUUUGAUAGUGUGUUAAUGCAUGUUUCAUAUAUAUUUAAAAAUAUUUCUAUAAUAGCAAAGAUAUUUAAUAAUUUAAUUCAAAGUUGAAUCAAUCAAAUCUAACUAAUACCUCAAUGUAUCAAACAAAAAAAAUAUUCAUAAAACAGAAAAGGUAGUCUGGUUUAUGUUUUACAGUGCUGAUAAAUAAAAACAAAGGAUUAUUAUGUGUAGUAUUAAAAGUUGAUCACAGAAUAGGAUUAAUAAAAACAAACCAACGUGGUGCGUACGUAAUUUAAAUACAUAAUUGAUCAAUUAUAUUGGUUAAUAAAAUCAUUGUAAUAUGACAAUACGAUAGCUUGUUCAUUAAUCAGAACAUGCUGUUCUAGAGUAGGAAUAGAAAUUGUCUGAUGUGUUCUUGGUGAAUGUACGUGUCUUCACUAGCAUAAGCAGGUGCCAAGCUAGUCUAGUAUUCUAUCUUUGACUUUUUUUAAUGUCUGUCUUUAAAUUCAAAAUUGAUUGAUUAAAAAUUAAAUUAGUCUACGAUA